AGUCAGCAAAAAUCUCAGUGAGAUUUGCAACCUCCAGAGGCAAGACUCCUACAAACACACGGACUCAACUACAAAGUUUAGUGGUGGAUUUUAAUCAACCAUGACGUCAAAGGACGUAGAUAGAGCGACAGUGUUUUUGACGACCAAAGUGCGCACAUCACUGAAAUCGGAUGGCUGCUGGAUCCAAAGCCAAGAAUCAAACACAGAGGACAAACCUAAGCUUCGCGUAACACUUGAAAGAAAAAAAUCCGAAAUGAAUUCUGUAGACACCAUCUCCAACACCAACAACAGUGAUGUGAGCCCAAAACCUGUCAAAUCUCCAGCAGGACGCCAGAGGUCCUACAUUCUUGCAGCUCUCAAGAAGUUUGAGUCUGCUGAGGAACAGACUGGCUCUCCAGGAAAAAGCCCAUCAUACUAUGCUAAAAGGGUGACUGUCGCAAAUGAUGCAGAGGCCGAUACCACUUUGGCUAAGAGCAGUGUGGAGGUUUCUGUGAAUGGAGGUACUACUGAAAAGGAAGAAAACCCUGUGACCCCAGUAGUGGAUCCAACACAAUCAAUCUCAAACACAUCUACUGAUCCAGAAGAAGAGGCAGAUGUAAAGACUCCUGAAGAUGUAACUGCUGUAGCUGCAGUUGGGUCACUUGCGAAGGAAGAAACUCCAGCUCAAACAUCUGUAGAGACAGCUCCAGAUACUGUCACACCUGCUGAGACAGCUCUAGAAGUUCCUACUGCCACAUCUGUGGUGACAGGUCCAGAAGUUCCUGCUGCCAUACCUACUGAGACAGCUCCAGAAGUUCCUACUGCCACAUCUGUGGUGACACGUCCAGAAGUUCCUGCUGCCAUACCUACUGAGACAGCUCCAGAAGUUCCUGCUGCCAUAUCUACUGAGACAGCUCUAGAAGUUCCUACUGCCACAUCUGUGGUAAAAGGUCCAGAAGUUCCUGCUGCCAUACCUGCUGAGACAGCUCCAGAAGUUCCUGCUGCCAUACCUGUGGAGACAACUCCAGAAGUUCCUGAUGUCACAGCCAUCAAAAUUCCUGCUGCUGCACCUGUAAAGGCGGCUACAGAAGUACCUGCAGCUAUAGCUGUUGAAGUUCCAGUGAAGGCAGCCCCUGAAGAUCCUGCUGUUACCCCUGCAGAGUCAGUUCCAGAGGUUCCUGCAGUCACAGUUGUGGAUGUAGCCCCUGAAGUUCCUGUAGACACACCUGCAGAGUCAGUUCCAGAAGUUCCUGAUGCUGUUCCUGUAGAGACAACUCCUGACACAGCUGUGGUUUCAACUGCUGAGGUUCCUGCAGCCACAGCUGGGGAUGCAACUCCUAAAGUUCAUGAAGUACCUGUGGAGGUUGCGCCAGGAGUUCCUGUAACAUCCACAGAGGUCGCUCCUGAAGUUCUUGCUGUCUCAUCUGUAGAUGCCCCUGAGGCUGUUGUGCAAACUCCUGUCACUGCAGAUGCCGAGGCACUGGUUGAAACAACUCAAGAUGCACCUGUAGAAGCAGUUUCUGAAGUUGGUCCUGUGGAGGUGGUAGCCACAGCUACUGAAACAUCUGCAGAUGCAAAUAUAGUGGUCGUACCUGAAGCAUUUGCAGAUGAAACUGUAGAGGCCAUACUUGAAACACCUGCAGCUCCAACCAUAGAAUCAGCAGACAAAACUCUUGAAGAAACACCUAAAGAGGCAAAAGUUGAAUCACAAGUGGUGGCACCUACAGAGUCAGCAGCUGAAGCACCUGAAGAAGCACCUGUAGAGUCAGUGGCUGCAACACCAGAAGAAGCCCUGGUAGAGUCUGUGAUUGCAACACCUGAAGAAGCCCCUGUAGAGUCAGUGAUUGCAACACCAGAAGAAGUACCUGUACAGUAUGUGAUUGCAACACCUGAACAAGUACCUGUAUACUCAGUAUACUCAGUAGCUGAAACACCCAAAGCUGCAUCUGUUGAGGUGGUUACAGAGACCAUGGACAAAGCCCCUGAGGCUGCUCCUGAAGAGGUUGUGGCUAAAACCGCUCCCGUAGAAGUAACAGCACACACACCCGAGGCUGUCUCUGCGGAGGCUGCAGUCGCAUCUGUUGAGGUUGCUGAGGUGUCUGUCGCACCUGUGCUGGAGGAAACGGUGGAGUCACUGACCGAAGGAGACGCAGGCCAGGCAGAGAGCACAGAUGCCCCAGCCACAACAGUUCCUGUAGCGACAUCAGCAGGACCCUCUGACGAACCUGCCACCGACGCCUCUGAUGAAGUUAAAGAGUCCGCUUUGAGGUCAGAUGAGACAUUACCAACUGAAAAUGAAGAAGUUUCAGUGGACGCACCUGAAACAGAAGCACUCAUAACAUCCACAGAGCAACCUGUUGUAGAAACAGCUCUUAACCAAGAAAAUGUCAUCAAAUUGUCUGAGGCUUUGAAUGGGGAAUACUCUGAAAAAACUUUACAAGACCAAAGUAAAGUUGAAGAGAAGACAACCAUUAUUUCAGGUCCAUCUGUGUGCACUCAUUGUAAUGAGUUAAUUACUGGUAAUGUCAGAAUCACCGUUGACUCCCUUGCAAUCUGCUGCCACCUGGAGUGCUUCAAGUGUGGGAAAUGCCAGAAGAAUUUAGGUGAUCUGGAUUUAAGAAUGUUCAAUCAUGAAGCAGCCAUAAUCUGUGAAGAAUGCUUUGAUGCAAUCUACCACAUUGAACCAUAACAUUUGUUCAUAUCCUAAAUGAACCAUCACGUGUGAUCAUAUCGAAAAUGAAACAUCAUGUUUGAUCAUUUCCCAAAUGAACCAUCACGUUUGAUCAUAUUGAAAAUGAGAAAACAGAAAAAUGAGGCACUCCUGAUAAAUAUAAAAAGCCUUUAAUCAAAAUUGGCUACAUCCCAACGCGUUUCAACUACAGUUUUCAUCAGGGCAUCAUAUUGAAAAUGAAUUGAAAAUCACAUUCGAUCAUAUUGAAAAUGAAUCAUCACAUUUGAUAAUUUCCUAAAUGAACCAUCACAUUUGAUCGUAUCCUAAAUGAACCACGUGUGAUCGUAUCCUAAAUGAACCAUCACGUGUGAUCAUAUCCAGAAUGAACCAUUACAUUUGAUCAUAUCCUAAAUGAACAGUCACGUGUGAUCAUAUCCAAAUCUAAUGAGGCUGUAAUGGGAGCAUGUAAACCAAAGCUGCUAAAUGCACCCUGAACAUCAUACUAACUAGCCUAAUGUUGUUUUUUGUGACAAUACGUAUAAUGUUUAGGUAUGUAUACUUUUUGUUUGGCCGUUUUUUAUUACAAUGCUUAUUGUUUAAUGUUUUGGUAUGUAUGAUGCUUAUUUUCAAUGUUAUAUAUAUAUAUAUACAUAAUGUGUGUUUGUUCAUAUAAUGACAGAAGUUUACACUCAUCUUAGUCACAAAAUAAAAAAUCAAUGAGCAUUAUGUUAAUGA
Alosa alosa (allis shad) is the source of this 3385-nucleotide messenger RNA. Its product is annotated as calphotin-like. Bases 101 to 2668 code for a protein of 855 amino acids. The record is from RefSeq and is a predicted model, not a curated record. NCBI's taxonomy places the organism in Eukaryota, Metazoa, Chordata, Actinopteri, Clupeiformes, Clupeidae. The transcript is spliced from 12 exons.